Molecule: messenger RNA, 2867 nt
Organism: Aspergillus ibericus CBS 121593
Lineage: Eukaryota; Fungi; Ascomycota; Eurotiomycetes; Eurotiales; Aspergillaceae
Product: PHD finger domain protein
Exons: 2
Coding region: 174-2465 (763 amino acids)
Source: RefSeq, a predicted model, not a curated record
CUACAAUACCUCUAUCAUAUCGUUUCCCUUUUUUCUCUCUCAUAAUUUUCCCCCUAAUCUCCAACUCGCUUAUGUACACAUAUACUUUCAUACGCCUUGAACCUGUGUGGCCGUGAACGGUGGAUUGCGGAGCUCCUACCGAGCUCCGACCUUCCAGCGAUAGCUAGUGCAACAUGAUGCUGACCGAACCUUCUUUCACACUCAGCUUCAGCUAUCCAAACGGUGAACCUCAGACCCCCACGAGGACCCCUCCGACCACCACCAUCUUUGGUGAUUCCGCUUUUCAAACCCCCAAACUCGAAUCCAGCUUCUUUGAUCCCCGGGUUACGUGGGAUACGUCGGACCCCUAUGCCUCGAGCCCCGAGUUCCUUCGCACGCCGCAGAAGUUCGGGUUGAGCACCCCUUCCGUCAACCCCCUCAGGUUGCCGGACACAGCUCCCGACCGACCGACAGACACCGAUGGCAAUCUCCGGAGUGUCAAGGUAGAGCAGGAUACGGAUACAGCGAAGAGGCGUCGCCCGUCCAGACUACAUGGCCAUUUUGGAGAGGAUGGUCCUCGCACCGUUGAUUCAGCCAAAUCGGCGGCCACAAUCCAGACACCCCCGCCCAGCAGUGCGUCAAGGAAGAAGGUGACGGGACUUGACGAUGUCACAGGUACAGGCCGACGGCCAUCAGCCUCUAGUAUGGUGGGCGGCCAUCUGGAAACUCCCAGUCGGUUGCUGGGGGCUUCCCCGCGGCUCUUUGGCGACCUUCAAUCGUCCCCAGACCCGUUCCAGCUGGCAUCCCUUGAUCCUGUCACCUCGCCUUUCUUCCCCCAGCAGCGGCUAUUCUGGGACCAAGAUUUCGACCAUGCCGGCAACAUAAGCCUGUCUGCCAACGACUUGUUUGAUUCCCAUGCCACCGAUGCUUUCCACCUCCACCACACUUCCCUCCACGACUCUCACAUCCCACAAUUACCCACCAUUGAAGGAAAUAUGGAUCUUUCUGAGUUCAAUAGCACUGCAUAUAGUCUCUCGUCGGGGGUGACUACCACCGAUGCCGCCCUCUUCCCUGCUCCCUUCUCCACCUCCCCUCGCCGCCCUAUCACAAAGGCCGAGGAUCCAAACAUGUUUCUGAGUUCCCCUGCACGUCGCUUUGGAGGGCCUCAGCCGACCCCCGAUAAGCGCCUCUUCUCCAGACCGACCCGUCAGCCCUACCAUCACCAAACGGAGGAGUCCAAGAGAGAGGAGCUCCGUCGCGCUCGCAGUGUCAAUCAUCACAUUCCCGUCUAUGAGGAUGAGGAUGACGACGACUACACCCCCCGUCAACCCAGGCCUACUUUGACUCGUAGCCUGACACACAGCGCUAUCACUGGGUCUGCUAAUCGGGCAGUGUCUGGCUGCAUGAUGGCUUCUAGCAAUGGAAUCCGGAAGAGCCCGUCCAAGGGUCGCUCAUCCCCAAUCAAACCGCUUCGUCAUCAGCUUUCUCGGGCCAGCUCGGUGACUGGCAGCCUUCCCAGACGCUCCCAAUCCGUAGUCCUCAAAAUAGGCAAAGACGGUAGAGCCAAAGCGGAGAUGCAAGCCGUGGCCGAGUCAGCGACUGGCUUGACGGACCCCAUCAGUGGGAUGGAUCUGGAUGGGUCCACCACGGAAAGCGAGUAUGACUCGGUGGACUUUUGUGAAUACCCGACGGUGCCCAGCCGCAAUCCCUCGUUCGCUUUUUCCGAUGCCAGUGGAACGAUGAUUGCCCACAGCGACGCAGGCUCGCGGCCUCAUUCGAAGGGGUCCUAUACCUCCACCGCCGCUUCAUCCUCCGGACGAGCAUCCCCUUGGGCUGGCGCCUGUCGGGGGCCUUCCCGACGACCGCAAUACAAGUCGACUUUGGAUGACUGGAAACGCACCCCGAAACGGCAGUCAACCGUGUUACAUUCGGACUUGUCAUAUCUUAGUGCCGGUUCCCUCGGUGAGCCGUUUGCUGAUCCGGAAGAUGACAGUGGGGAUGCCCAGCAUGCACUCCGGAAGGUGCUCCAGGAGAAAGGCCGGAUUGUUCGCCCUCACACGGUCAGCUAUGGCUCGCGGAUCAGCCGGUCUGCACGCUCCCUUGCGCAUCUCCGGUCGUCCCCACCACGAUUUGGUGUCGACCUUGAUCUCGCCUCACGAACCACAAACACGUCCCCCACGACCAUGACGGACCCCGACCUAGCCACCCCUGUCACGGACCGCUUCAGCAAUCCGAGCAAUGGGACCCGGUGCAUCUGCAAUUCUAUGGACAAUGGUGGCCACCUGAUGAUCCAAUGCGAAUCGUGCAGCCACUGGUUGCAUACCAAGUGCGUUGGACUGGAGCGGGCCAACCUGCCGUCCGUGUACGUUUGCCUCUUUUGCGCCCAAACUCCCACUCGCCGGAAUCACCGGAUCCGGGGGCCUGUCGGGGCGGUUGGGCAUGCACCCACGUCGCCUUUAGCUCAUAAAUCCUACCGAUUUCGAUGAAAGUAAUGACCACGGCGCCCCAUUGGCGUCCUCCCAUUCCUCGUGUACCAUUCUCGCACAGAGUUUUUGUACGACUUGACCUGCUUCCCGGGUGGGCUAUUGCAUCGAGGUCUGCCACGGAGCGGACCAGCGCCUUCUUUCCCUUUUGACCGGGUUUCCUUUGUUCAACUGUGUGCCAGAGCUUAGACAUACCCCUUUCCUUGCGACGUACAUUUUCCCGCUGUGGCGGCAUGUAUUCAUCCCAGCUGCGACUACUGUGGAUGUCCUUUCUAAUUGUCCUAUUGAAUGUGUGGCAAGGCCUUGUGAUACCUGUACCUUGUAUGUAGCCACUGCUAUUGACCGAUUCCGAUCGAUGAGUACAUCUAUGCUUUUAAUCCAUGGACUAUAGUAUCUUAUCCUGCG